Molecule: messenger RNA, 1425 nt
Organism: Moneuplotes crassus
Lineage: Eukaryota; Ciliophora; Spirotrichea; Euplotida; Euplotidae
Source: the annotation of a GenBank genome assembly
UGAUGAUUAAAAUUUAUAUGAGCCAGGAAGACUACAAAGAGGAAAAUGUGAACCAGGAAGACGGAUUAAUACUCAAAGGGCUCAUAGGAUCAAGAACAGCAUUUGAAGAGAAGCUUCAUUAUUUCAACACUAGACAUGCUGAUGAUUCAAGUAUCUUUCAACAUGUAAUGGUCAAGAAAAUUAAAGACGGCUGCCCCACAAUUCCUCAAGAGAGGAGAGAAGCUGAAAUACUCGAAGAACUAAACCACCCUAAUAUCCUAAAAUGCUAUGGCUGGGAAUUUCUAGAAAGUAUAGAACAAACAUCCAGAAAAAGGCAGGAGCAUCUUGUCAUCCAAAUGGAAUACUGUCCUGGGCAAAUUACUCUCGAUUAUGAAAUUAGAAAAAGGAGAUUUAAAAGUCCUAUAGAUUAUUAUGAAGAAGACGAAAUCAUGAAGAGGUUUCUGCAAAUAGCCUCUGCGCUAAGAGAGGUGCAUAAGAACCAUUUAGUUCACAGGGGGCUCACACCAAAAGCUAUCUUUAUUCUAGAAGAGGAGAUCAAACUUGGAGGGUUUGGAGAAUCAGUAAAACUUGAAUAUCAAGAUGAGCUCAGGAAAUCCAUCUGAGGAGAAGAUUCCUACAGGUCUCCGGAGGCUUGUCAUGGAGAGGAAUACAACCAUUCAAGCGAUAUAUGGGCACUGGGCGUUCUUUUGUAUUAUAUGUGAACAUUCAGAAAUCCUUUUGAGGGGAUCACAAAGAAGCAAUCCCGGACGAAUAUAAUUGAAGGAAUUGAUCUUGAUCCAGUUGUCCCAAGAUACUCAGAAGGCUUACAACAUUUGUUGGAUAGAUUAUUGAUUAGAAUUCCUGGACAAAGACCCAAUAUUGAGGAUAUCUUUGAGUUUCAAUAUGUGAAGAGCGCAAUUGAGAGUCGAAGGCUUAGUGAUUUUUUAAAUAGACUAUCCAUUAGUCCAAGUAUGUCUAGUCAAGACUUAGAAAAUAGUAUAGAAGAAAGAAAAUCAGAUUCAGGAUAUCUCUCGAACUCUUCUGGUCCUUUCUCAAAUGGUAACGAUUCAUACAGUAUAUCUUCAGGAUAUUUGCGAGUUUCUUCUGGACGACCUACUAUUCAAAAAGUUAAAGAACCAAAUCAUACAUCUCACCCAGGCUUUGACACGAAAAGCACAUGUGAUGAUGAAACACAUUCAGAAUCUCACAUAAGAUAUUCAAAAAUUUCUCUAGAUCUAUCUAAAAAUCCCUCAUUCAAGAUGGAUGAGUUGCAAGAUGCUAUUCCCUUCAAGAAUUCUAAACUUUCGGAUUACCCCAAUAUGAAUCCAAAAAUGAAGUUAAAUAUCUACUCUAAUAAAUCCAAGCUAGAUACCAACCUCCAAUCCUCACCACAGGUUUAAACUAAGCUUUAUCCCCAAAUAAGUCCUAAUUCCCCAUCUCUUCUCA